Nematostella vectensis (starlet sea anemone) is the source of this 1728-nucleotide messenger RNA. RefSeq names its product synapse-associated protein 1. The record is from RefSeq and is a predicted model, not a curated record. The transcript has 11 exons. Bases 121 to 1215 code for a protein of 364 amino acids. Gene Ontology annotation, cellular component: cytoplasm; synapse. NCBI's taxonomy places the organism in Eukaryota, Metazoa, Cnidaria, Anthozoa, Actiniaria, Edwardsiidae.
AGUUUACAUGUGACGUCAUCAUAUCGUCGAAGAGAACUGCUCGACUUCCAAAUACACAAAAUGACAAACACAAUUUACUAAUUGUUUUUUUACUGAGCUCUCUAGCACAGAAUAGUCAAUAUGUUUAGCUGGCUGGGUUAUGGAGAGAACCAGGAAUCGAAAGAUAAGGUUACAACGGUUGAAAAUGUCGAGUCAAAAACCGAUGAAGGAGAAUCGGCCGAGAAAACGAAUGCAUCCGAAAAAUCGCAAGAAACAACAGCCGACGUUGCCCCAAUAAAAGGCGAAGCUUUGCCUGACUUGGAGUAUGCUAAGGAUGUAGCAAAGAAUGUCGGAAGCUUUCUGUUUAACGUAGCUUCAGCUGCUACCAGCACUGCAUUCAAAGUUAAGGAUACAGUUGAGAAAAAGGGAAUAAUUGGUGAUUUUAUUAAGGAGCAAGAGAAGUUUGUGAGCGAAAAACACAAAAGAUCAGAAACUGCUGUCCCUCCUUGGGUUGGAUACAAUGAAGAGGAGGCCAUGAAAACCCAAAUCCUUGCCCUGUCUACUGAUGAGCGAAACUUCUUGAGGGACCCCCCUUCGGGUGUUCCCUUUCUCUAUGAGGGCGAGACCAUGUUUCCUGUUGCCUUGGCAACACUACAAAAAGACGAGAAUCUUGAGCAGAUGAGAUUCAAGCUUGUGCCAAAAAAGGUAUCAGAGGAGAGAUUCUGGAGGAACUAUUUCUACCGUGUCUCUCUCAUCAAACAGUCUACUCAGCUCACGUCGCUGGCUGCGUCAGGAACAACUGAGCGACCUUCCACAUCUGCCGAGACAACAGAGGGCAAGGCUGAUACUGAGCCAAUUAAACAAAGUGCCCCGCAGAACAUCCCUGCUGCUUCCUCGCAUGAUAAGAGUGAAGAAGAGCUACCGGAGAGUCCAACGCAACACAUGGAGUUUAUCAGCGACGACUUUGUGCACCAAGAAAGCUCCCACCAAGAACUAAGCCAUGAGGAUCUACAGCAAAUUGGAAUGUCAAGGGAAAACACAUCAGAACCAAGCAAUAAAGACACAAGUAAAGAAUCAUCACCACAGGUGCCGCAAUCAGAUCAGAAACCAGAAGAUGAUAUCCCAGAGUGGGAGAAAGAAUUACAGCAAGAGCUGCAGGACUAUGAGAUGGUAGAUGGGGAUGAUAAUGGUGCUUGGGAAAAAGAGAUUGAAGAUUUGCUAGAAGAAGAUAGUUGAGGGAUUUGAUAGAAGACUGGGCAGGCAUAUAAUAUAGCCAUAGCACAACUUGUUAGUAAUAAUUGAAGGAUAAACAUAAUAUACCUUUGAUAGCAUAACAAAGCCUACCUUUUCAUGGUUAAAAGAGGUGCUGUGCACCGACUUCUACAAAAUGUGGGUGGGUGUGUGUGGGUGGGGGGGUAAGGGAGGCGAGGAGAAUGGGGUGCUCAGGAGGGAAUUCUUAGAUAUCCGUAGUGCCACAGACUGUUAAUUCUCAUGUCACUGAUUUAGAUAGAAAGGGGUAUUAAGCAGGGGCGCUACAGCCUCCAAACUUUCAUGAGUUCUGGGCUGGCACCCCAUUAGUUCCACUGCCCCAUGUCGUACAUUUUGUUGUUAUUUUAAUAUUAGUAUUCAAAUAAAGAAAAACAAAACAAAAACUUGUGACCAUUUUAGCCAGGGCAAUUUAAAAUUAUGCACAUUUUCCAUAAAUUAUAAAGAGAAUGGGUAUAGAAUUGAAAUAAAAUGUCAAUCUUA